AUGCAGAGGGCCUUACGAAGUCCUGAAGGGCAAGGUGAGCCAAAUGUUUCAUGGGCGCGAUUUAAGGAACUUUUCAAUACUAAGUACUUUCCUCUGUGCAAGAAGAUGGAGAAAAGCCGAGAGUUUAUGAACCUGCGACAGACCGAGGGCAUGUCAGUUGCCCAGUAUGAAGAUCGGUUCACACGUCUCAUUAAGUAUAUGCCUAUUUAUAAUUUGGACGAGGAGGCCAAGGCUAAAAAAUUCCUUGGAGGAUUGAAAAUGGAAAUUCAACAAGCCUUGAGUUCCGUCGGGCCACGCACGUAUGCAGAAGUAGUCCUUCAAGCCCAGACUGUGGAGAGUAAUCAUGAGAGGAUGAACUCCUUGAGAAAUGAAUCCCAAAACCCAACAGACAGGAAGUUUGAUAGAGGGUCUAACUUGGGACCCCGAGGGAAAAAUUUCAAGAAAAAAGAAAAUUGCCCUAAAUGUCAGAAGUCACAUUCAGGGAAGCCAUGCAAGGUAGAGACCCCAAAGUGCUAUAAUUGCGGAGCUAAUGACCACAUGAUCCGUGAAUGUACGAAGGGACGGGUGUGCUACAAUUGUCAACGACCCGGCCAUGUUUCCAAGGAUUGUCCGCAAGGGAAGGGACCAGGUCAGCAGGUAGCAAAUAAAGGGAGCCAAGGAUUUCGCCAAGGUCGCGUAUUCAACUUGUCAAAAGAAGAUGUGACCUUAAAUCCAACAGUAAUUCAAGGUACGAUGAUCUUUCUUAAUACCUCGGUACAAGUAUUGGUAGAUCCUGGAUCCACGCAUUCAUUCAUAUCUCAUGCAUUGACACGAUGCUUAGAAUUGGAGUUGGAAGAACUUAGUUACCCCAUGAUGAUAGCCACUCCUUUAAAUAAAGAGAUGGAAACUCGUUUGGGUUAUAAGGAUGGGAAGAUUUCAUUUGGAAAUGGUGAGUGGGCAAUUGAGCUUAUAUCCCUAGACAUACAAGAUUUUGAUCUAAUCUUAGGGAUGGAUUUCCUAUCUAAAUACAAUGCCAAAGUGGAUUGUCGUAGAAAGGUAGUAAGCUUACAGGACGAGUGUGGAACUUGGGUGAAAUUUCGAGGUUAG
Diospyros lotus (date-plum) is the source of this 1086-nucleotide messenger RNA. RefSeq lists its product as uncharacterized. The record is from RefSeq and is a predicted model, not a curated record. The coding region runs from base 1 to 1086 and encodes 361 amino acids. NCBI's taxonomy places the organism in Eukaryota, Viridiplantae, Streptophyta, Magnoliopsida, Ericales, Ebenaceae. Gene Ontology annotation, molecular function: zinc ion binding; nucleic acid binding. The transcript has a single exon.